This is a messenger RNA of Lontra canadensis (Northern American river otter), 998 nucleotides long. It is a transcript of the gene CDC26, whose product is annotated as cell division cycle 26. Lineage: Eukaryota; Metazoa; Chordata; Mammalia; Carnivora; Mustelidae. The record is from RefSeq and is a predicted model, not a curated record. Bases 184 to 507 code for a protein of 107 amino acids. The transcript has 4 exons. Gene Ontology annotation, biological process: regulation of mitotic cell cycle; protein K11-linked ubiquitination; anaphase-promoting complex-dependent catabolic process. Gene Ontology annotation, cellular component: anaphase-promoting complex.
CGCGAAAACGAGGUUCUGCCGGGGAGAGGCUCAAAGCACUCUGGGAAAUGUAGUCCAGUUCGCUUCGCAGAAGAUUCGCGGUGGGCUCCGGGGUUCCGGGAAGAGGCUGAGCCGGUUUGAAAAGAGGCUGUGACUAUGCCUUUUAACUCUGGAGCAGGAGCACAAGAAGUGUUUGUUUAAUGAAUGACCUUUCCAUUUAGGACCUGUUUAGACCCUGAGGAUAACUCUGUGAAUUGUGUUGAUCUCAGUAUGCUGCGGCGAAAACCAACCCGCCUGGAGCUGAAGCUUGAUGACAUUGAGGAGUUUGAGAGCAUUCGAAAGGACCUUGAGACCCGAAAGAAACAAAAGGAAGAAGUGGACGUCGUAGGAAUCAGUGAUGGAGAAGGCGCCAUUGGGCUCAGCAGUGACCCCAAGAGCAGGGAACAAAUGAUUAAUGAUCGAAUUGGUUAUAAACCCCAACCCAAACCCAACAAUCGUUCAUCUCAAUUUGGAAGUUUCGAAUUUUAGAGGCGGAUUAUCUUGCAUGCCAGAGCCCUGGAAUGGAGUAGAAUGAUGGCAGAAGUACAAACAAGAUUUAGAGAACUGAGUGCUUGCAGUCAAGUAGAAUAUUUUACCUCCUGCAGAGAAAUACUUCUGCAUGAGAUUACUGAUGCUUAACUUUUGCUCGAAGUGGAAAUUGAAACUCUAGUUUGUCUCCGGAAAAUCUGACUCUAUAAAACUUGUCUCAUUUUUGUUUUUUAAAAUAAAUAUAUUUUUGGAAAAGUGUGCGACGCCCUUAAUGAAGCAUAAUCCUAGCACUGUUAACCCUCAGACUUUAAAAGGUAAUUGCUAUGAGAGGUAACAUCACUCUUCCCACCUUUAUUGAGACACUUGAAACACGGAACACUUGCAUUUGAUCCCUGUCACUGACUUUCUUCCAGCUCAUCUGUUCAGCAAGUAUUUAUUGAGUGCCUGUUAUAUGCCAGAUACUAUUCUAGGCACUUAGUAACAUCAGUGAA